Messenger RNA from Oppiella nova, 520 nucleotides. The record is from the annotation of a GenBank genome assembly. Lineage: Eukaryota; Metazoa; Arthropoda; Arachnida; Sarcoptiformes; Oppiidae.
AAAACAACAGAUUCUGUUAGUUUUAAUUAAUUGUUUUAUAUUUAUUAUUGAAGAUAUCAUUUAAUUGCCCAAAGAAGACAUAAAAGGAGCGCCAAUUGCCACCAUGUCUUCAAUAAUUGAGCUGAUUAUGGAUGAGCCAGACCACCUUAAAUGUCUGUUUGUGAACACAUUAAACUCUUCAGACAAAUGUAAUUUUACACAAAGUAUCGAUGAUUGUGGGUAUGAUGGUAUGAUUUAUGAUUUCACACAUUUGGUGUAUUGUGAUAUCGGUGAUGAAUACCGGGCCGCUUCUCUCGUCGUACUCUUUGCCAUCUUAUUAUUCCUCUUCCUAUCGAUGGGUGUAGUGGCCGACGAGUUUUUAUGCCCGGCUUUACUCACGAUAUCUAAAACACUACGAUUGCCCGAUAACAUUGCCGGUGUUACAUUCUUGGCCUUUGGAAAUGGAUCCCCGGAUAUAUUCUCGGCCCUCAGUGGUGUCUCACAAGAUAAACCGCAGCUUAUAUUCUCCGGUCUUUUCGGU